Molecule: messenger RNA, 2416 nt
Organism: Cuscuta campestris
Lineage: Eukaryota; Viridiplantae; Streptophyta; Magnoliopsida; Solanales; Convolvulaceae
Source: the annotation of a GenBank genome assembly
GUAAGUAAUUUUAUAAAAAAGAGAGUAGUAUGUUAUUUUGUGAGCGUACGGCCCAUUCAAAAUAUUUAUAUUGCGAGUAUUACUUUUUUUUAACCCCUUUUUUCAUCUUCUUCUCACACUCCAAACUCUCAUUUUCCCUACAGAUUUGGGCAUUUGGCCGACUAUCACAACUAGCUUUCUCUAUCCCUCUCCUUUCUACAUACGAGCAGAUUCGAAUAAUCGUUUUCUCGCCGUCUUUGAAAUCGUCCGGCAGCCGGUGAUCUCCGUCUUUCACUGUUGCAUUUUAUGAGCUAUUGCAAACGGAGGAUAGAUGCCUGUUGCAAAACUCAGCACUCUCAGUGUUCCGGAUGCAAUGAAAUCAGAGGAAGGCAACAGUUCAGUUGAUACAUUCGUUAGGCAAUCUACAGGAAAAGAUCAUCUUCUUUCAUUCUCCAGAACUGGGGAUAGCCCUGUACAGUGGUUCCAGUUGCUUCACGCCUUAGAUCAGCCCGAUAUCCCAGGAUGGCCUUUACUGACUUCGGUGAAGGUUCAAAUGCAAAAGUGUGAAAAAUGUUCCCAGGAAUUCUGUUCACCUGUUAACUAUCGAAGGCACACGCGCUUGCACCGGCGAUCAUUGAAUUUUGAUAAGGAAUCUCGUAGGUAUAGAGAUUUACUGGGAGCAUACUGGGACAAGCUUUCAUUAGAUGAGGUUAAAGAAGUUGCAUUAUUGGAUGAUAUCUCACUAAAGGAUAUUCUUGGUACUGAUACACUUAUCACAACAGUGUAUAACUCUCUCCGCAGAUCAGACAUUUGGACUCUUCCAGCAGCUUAUGCAAAAGCGGGUUCUACAUUAUUGGAAAUAGUCCAAGCAAAACCUUCCAGUCUUCCGAUCUCAUCUCAAGAUCUAUUUAGCAUUCUUGAUGAGGCUAGUGAGAGAACGUUUCUAUGUGCUGGCACAGCUGAAUCAAUGCAAAAGUACAUCUUUGAUGCGGAGACUGUAAAAGGCUCCAAAGAAUUGAAGACUUUAAUUGCAUGCACUUGCUUUCUAUUCGAGCAGAAGCUGGUGAAAGCAUGGCUUGCUGAGAAAGAAGCUGAGGCACUUAGAUGCCAAAAGCUGCUGGUGGAGGAAGAGGAUGCUGCUCAGAGAAGGCAAGCUGAGAUGUUGGAAAAGAAAAGGCAGAAAAAACUGAGACAGAAAGGACAAAAAGCAAAGGAGCAGCAGAAAUAUGAGGAAAAAGUGGAAGUUAGUGUGACUACUGCUGAUUCUUUAGACAACUAUUCACUGGAGCUAGAAGAAACUUCAAAUCCUUCGGCACCAUCCCCUUCCAAUUUGAGUAACACCGUUGAUACAUCAGCCGACGAAUCAUCCACUAUAGAAAUGAUUCACUUCUCAAAUGUAGAUACAGACAUUGAAGCACAAGAUUUCUAUAACGAACAUUUUGAUUGUAGUGUAGAUACAGUACAGUGUGUUGAACCCCUUCCCUUUCCGGCGAACACUCGAAAGCAAUUUUCCCACAGCCAUUGGUGGCAGGUACAGAAAUCUCAGAGGGUUGGACGGAAUGGAUUCUUUAGCAAUCGGGAUAAUCAUCAAACUUUGAAGCUUGAAUCUGUACAUAGUAAAUACGGAACCCCAAAAGAUUGGGGGGCCACCGUACAUAACGGUAAGAUAUGGACCAAGAAAGUCAGAGUGGAAAAUGAUAUAAACACAAGUGAAGGAGGUGAGUGUGAAGUGAUAAUUGGGUCCAUUUCAGUUCCUGUGAAAAAGGGCAUCACAAGUCACCUGGAGAAUAACAUAGUGUCAAAGAAACAUUGGAGGCCUGUGAGCAGGCAUGGAGGAAAAGGCAGACAAGAUAAAGAAGAAGAUGAGAUUCCAGCCAAAGUUGAUGACGAAACUACUAUGCCCAGUAGAAACUGUGUGCAAUCCUUUGGCACUGGCAAUUUCUGCAAAAAAAGUUCUGGUAAGGUUUUGGACGAUAAUACACACGCAGAAGGUCAGCAGUUCUCCAGUAGCGCCGUGAAAGCAUUCCUUGCACAAAGAUGGAAGGAAGCCAUUGCAGCAGAUCAUGUGACAUUAGUCCUCUCCCAUGCCCCUGAACUCACCCCAGAGCCCCCCAAUGCUCAAUUUAACAGUCCGAAAAAUGGAGCCGUAGGUCUUAAUGGGAAGUCUGCAACGAAAUCGGAAAAGGGCAUUCAAAUGAAGUACGUUCUGAAACAAAAAAACUGAUAUUUAGACAGCAGCAAAGAAUUUUUGUUUUGUUAGCUAUAGUUGCUUUGAAGUCAAGUUACAAGUCCCUCUUUUUUUUUAAAUAGUGGUCUUCUGAUAGGAACUGGCAAUAUUACGUGUUCUUUGUUGCAAUAGCCUAUUUUAAAGAGGAAUAGCUUUGUAGUUCUGCUUUUCCUUUUGCAAUUUUCCUUUUAAUAAAUUUUUGUUUUUGGU